Emiliania huxleyi CCMP1516 is the source of this 342-nucleotide messenger RNA. RefSeq lists its product as hypothetical. The transcript is spliced from 4 exons. The record is from RefSeq and is a predicted model, not a curated record. Lineage: Eukaryota; Haptophyta; Isochrysidales; Noelaerhabdaceae. Gene Ontology annotation, molecular function: RNA binding. Gene Ontology annotation, biological process: mRNA splicing, via spliceosome. The coding region runs from base 1 to 342 and encodes 113 amino acids. Gene Ontology annotation, cellular component: nuclear speck.
AUGUCCCGCGUCUAUAUCGGCAACCUGGACCCGCACGUGGGCCAGGAUGAGCUCAUGCAUGCCUGCAGCAAGUUUGCGAUGCCGGCAUCAGUGUGGAUCGCUCGCAACCCGGGCGGGUUUGCCUUCGUGGAGUUUUCCGACACGCGUGCGGCAGAGGUGGUCGUGGCGGGAAUGCAAGACACGCUCCUCGGCCAGCAGCGUGUCAAGGCCGAGCUCGCGAAAAACAAGGGCAAGAACGCGGCGCCGGCGGGCAACUCUGCAGCUCUCUCUCUUGCCGCUCCUGGUGCCUUCCGAGACGCCGUCCCCGCCUCGGGCCAUGCGCAGGUGGAGGACGCUUCGUGA